Molecule: messenger RNA, 1048 nt
Organism: Myodes glareolus (Bank vole)
Lineage: Eukaryota; Metazoa; Chordata; Mammalia; Rodentia; Cricetidae
Source: RefSeq, a predicted model, not a curated record
GAAGCUGCACGAGAAGAGCAAAGAGGAAAAAGCCAAGUUACAUAAAGUCCGAUUGUACUCACGGUUUCCUUAUUGGGAAGCAGUUCCUUUCUGAUUCUGAAGAAGUUCUUGCCGUAUUGCCGGAGCCCCUUAACGAAGCGUUUCUGCGAUAAAAAAGAAACAAGUGAAACGUAAAAACCAAAACCAAAACAGGAUGUCAGCAAAGCAAAGAUCUGCAAUCAGCAGAAUAGCAACCGCAGAAAAGUCUGAGCUCGGGAAUAUCAGCUAGGCUGGAGGCUUUCGGCAGCACAGCUGGGACGUGCUGGCAGGGUAGGGCAGCCCCCCGGCCUGCGGGGAACCACAAGCAGCGUCGGGCAUUUAUGGCAAGCAGAGCUAAGGCGGCCUCCUGACACCACGGGCUGCACGAAGGUGCAAACAACAAACAGCCCGCGUUGCAAUAAACCAGCAUAGCUGCUUUCCAUCCGCGGAAGCAGCUGCCUUCGCAGAAGUGUCUGGUGCCGCUCCGGCCCUCGUCCCCUUCCAUGACCACGAAAGCUCACCCGAAGCCCGCAGCCCCAGAGCCGGGAACCGCUGGGGUCGAGCCCCCGGACUUUCACUUCGGCCGGGUCCACGAGCCGCCCCCACCUCCGAUCCGAGAGCAACCCGCAGCUACAGGCCAGGUCACACGCCCACUGAGAGGCAGCGAAACCCGCGCCGGUCCCCACCCCCAUGGCUGCUCCGGCCCGCGGCUGGGGUGUUCGCUCCCGCCAGGCCCGGGUAUCAGCCAGCACUUCACAAGUGAUCACUACGGAAGGGCCCCUGCCAAUAAAUCACCUGCCCAAGAGGGGCCUCCCACUCCGGGUGUUAGAGACCAGCGGGACAAACGUCGAGAAUGGCCAGCCCUGGCCUGUAAGACCCAUCUGCAACCUCGUACUCUAGUCCUUCAAGCUCUGCGAGUUCCGAUUUCUCCCUUUGCUAGGAUAUGACUCAUCACUGUCAAUUUUCAAUAUAAUUGAUAUAGUUCAGAGGGAACAAUCUGUGAGAAACAAGAAGGAAGCACACACUCCUC